Molecule: messenger RNA, 1741 nt
Organism: Engraulis encrasicolus (European anchovy)
Lineage: Eukaryota; Metazoa; Chordata; Actinopteri; Clupeiformes; Engraulidae
Gene: tubb2
Product: tubulin, beta 2A class IIa
Exons: 4
Coding region: 123-1484 (453 amino acids)
Biological process (GO): microtubule cytoskeleton organization; mitotic cell cycle
Cellular component (GO): cytoplasm; microtubule
Molecular function (GO): GTPase activity; GTP binding; structural constituent of cytoskeleton
Source: RefSeq, a predicted model, not a curated record
UCCAGGCGCACCACUCGCAAGGAAAGUAGAGUCGGCUGGUAGACCGAUUGAGAGACUGCAGGUCGUAAGGACAUCACGCGUGUGAACUGAACAAAAGAUUGUCUGCAGGUACCAGAUUCACCAUGAGGGAGAUUGUGCAUAUCCAGGCUGGCCAGUGUGGAAACCAGAUUGGCGCAAAGUUUUGGGAAGUAAUUAGUGAUGAGCAUGGCAUCGACCCGACUGGCAGUUACCAAGGUGACAGUGACCUGCAACUGGAGAGAAUAAACGUGUACUACAAUGAAGCAUCUGGCAAUAAGUUCGUGCCCCGUGCCAUCCUGGUGGACCUGGAGCCUGGCACCAUGGACUCUGUCCGCUCUGGACCCUUCGGUCAGAUCUUCAGGCCAGAUAACUUUGUCUUCGGUCAGAGUGGGGCGGGAAACAACUGGGCCAAGGGACAUUACACUGAGGGAGCUGAGCUGGUUGACUCCGUCCUGGAUGUAGUGAGGAAAGAGUCGGAAAACUGUGACUGCCUGCAGGGCUUCCAGCUCACCCACUCCCUGGGUGGCGGCACUGGAUCAGGCAUGGGCACCCUGCUCAUCAGCAAGAUCCGCGAGGAGUACCCUGACCGCAUCAUGAACACCUUCAGUGUCAUGCCCUCCCCCAAAGUGUCGGACACAGUGGUGGAGCCCUACAACGCCACGCUCUCAGUGCAUCAGCUGGUGGAGAACACAGAUGAGACCUUCAGUAUUGACAAUGAGGCCCUCUACGACAUCUGCUUCCGCACACUGAAGCUGACCACACCCACGUAUGGCGAUCUCAACCACCUGGUCUCGGCCACCAUGAGUGGUGUCACCACCUGCCUGCGCUUCCCCGGACAGCUCAAUGCAGACCUCCGCAAGCUGGCCGUCAACAUGGUGCCCUUCCCCCGACUGCACUUCUUCAUGCCCGGCUUCGCCCCAUUGACCAGCAGGGGAAGCCAGCAGUACCGCGCCUUGUCUGUGCCCGAGCUCACCCAGCAGAUGUUUGACGCCAAGAACAUGAUGGCCGCCUGCGACCCCCGCCACGGGCGCUACCUGACGGUGGCUGCCAUUUUCCGUGGACGCAUGUCCAUGAAGGAGGUGGACGAGCAGAUGCUCAGCGUGCAGAACAAGAACAGCAGCUACUUUGUGGAAUGGAUCCCCAACAACGUGAAGACCGCCGUGUGUGACAUCCCACCACGUGGCCUGAAGAUGUCUGCCACCUUCAUUGGCAACAGCACCGCCAUUCAGGAGUUGUUCCGUCGCAUCUCCGAGCAGUUCACCGCCAUGUUCCGGCGCAAGGCCUUCCUGCACUGGUACACCGGCGAGGGCAUGGACGAGAUGGAGUUCACCGAGGCCGAGAGCAACAUGAACGACCUGGUGUCCGAGUACCAGCAGUACCAGGAUGCCACUGCCGACGAAAUGGGCGAGUAUGAGGAAGACGAGCUGGAGGAUGAGGAGGAUGUCCGCCAAGAAGUGCGCCACUGAGGUCCGCACAAGCACAUGACAGCCACUGCUUCUUUUCUUUCUUUUCAGAUGUAUCAAACAGCCACAUAGAGUCGUCUGCAGUACUUGCUGCACUUUUUUUCCGCAACGGAGUAGAGCCUUUAAUCAAAGUGCUGCAAUGUAUUCUUGUAGCCAAAAAAAGGUGUAAAAUGGUACUGUAUUUAAUUUGUUGCUACACAAUGAAUUCAACAUGUACCUCAUGUUUCCAAAUCAUGUCCUAAUAAAACAAAUCUGUGUCA